AUGGAUCAGGAGGUGAUGAGGAUGUGGGACAAUGAGGCUCUUGAACGCAGCAUGAGGUUCAUAAUCACAGAGCAGCAACAGCAGAGGGGGGGUUGGGGUGGGUUGGGUGUUUGGUUGUUUGGGAUUUUAGGUUUGGGUUUGAGUGUGGGUGUGUGUUGGGGGUUGUGGGGGGGGGAGGGUGUAUGUGGUUGUUGGAGUGGUUUUGUGGUAGUGGUGUUGUGGAUGGGGGUGUAUUGUUGUUGUGGGUGGUUUGUUUUUGGGGUUGGGGGUGGGGUUGGUUGUUGGGGGUGUUUGGGGGUAUGGGUGGUAUUUUGGGUUGGGGGGUGGGUGUUUGGUGUGUUUGGGGGUUGGGGGUUUGUUGGGUUGGGGGUAGGGGUGGGUAGUGUGGUGGGGGGUUUUGUGUAUGGGGUGUUUGUGUGUGUUGGGUGGUUGGUUGGUGUUGUGUGGGUGGUGUGUGGGUUUGUUUUUGUGUGUUUUUGGAUGAUGGGGGGUUUGGUUUUUUGUUGGUGUUUGGGGUUGGGUUUGAGUGUGGGUUUUGGUGUGUGGGUGUGUUUUGGGGUGAUGAUUGUGGUUGGAGGGGUGUUUUGGUUGGAGUGGGGGGGGGUUUUGUGGGGUGGGUUUGGUGUGGGGUGGGGUGGGGGGGUGUGGGAGUUUGGGUGGGUUGGUAGGGGUGUGGGGUGUUUGUGUUGGUUGGAGUUUGUGUGGGUGUUUGAAGUAGGGGUAAUUUUGGUGUGUUUGUUGGUUUGUUUUGUGGUGGGUUUUGUUGGGGGGUGGGUUUGGUGUUGGGGUUGUGGUUGUUUGGUGUGGGUUUUGGUGUGUGGGUUUGGUGGUGGGGUUUGUGGGUGGGGUUGGUGGUGGUUUGUGGUGGGGUUUGUGUGGGGUUUGGUGUUGGUUUUUGGUGGUGAGGGGGUUUGGUGGGUGGGGUUGGUGUGUUUGUGUUGUGGGGUUUGGUGUGGGGGGUGGGUGGGGGGGGGGGGGGGGUGUGGGGUGUUGGGGUGGGGGUGGGGUGGGGUUUGUUUUGGGGUGGUUGGGGGGGGUGGGUGGGUGGUGGGGGGGUGUGGGGGUUGGGUGUGUGUUGGUGGGUGGUGGGGUGUGGUGGGGGGGGGUGUGGGGGUUGUGUGUGUGUGGGGGGGUUGUGUUGUUGUUGGGGUUGAUUUGUUUUUUGGGUUGGGGGGGGUUUGGUGUUGGGGUGGUUGGGUUGUUGGUUGGGGGGGGUGGUUUGGUUGUUGGUUGUGGUGGUGGGUGGUUGUGGGGGGGGUUGGGGUGGGGUUGUGGGGGGGGGUUUGUGGUGUGGUGGGGGGUUGUGGGGUGGGGGGUAGUUUUUGGGGGGGGGGGGGGGGUGUGUUGGGGUUUGGGGGGGGGUUUUGGGGGGGUUGGUUGGUGUGUUGGGGGGGGGGUGGUGUGGGUUGGGUGGGGGGUGGGGGGGGGGGGUGUUGGGGGGUGUGGUGUUGGGGGGGUUGUGGUUGGGGGGGUUUUGGGGGGGUGGGUUGUGGGUGGUUUGGGGUGUUGUGUGAGUUGGGUUGUGUGUGGUUUGGGUGUUGGGUUGUGUGGUGUGGGUUGGUGGGUUUUUGUUUGUGGGUGGGGUGUGUGGUGUUUGUGUUUUGUUUGUUGGGGGUGGUUUGGUGUUUGGGGUGGUGUGGUGUUGUUUUUGGUUAUGUGUUGUUAGGUGUGGGGGUGUUGGGGUGGGGAGGGGUUGUGGUGGGGUUUUUGGGUUGGGUUUGUUGGUGUGUGUUUGGGUGGGUGGGGGGGGGGGGGUGGUUGUUUUGUUUUGGAUUUGGUGGGGGGGGUGGGGGGGGGGGGGGUGUGGGGGGGGUGGGGGGGUGGUGUGGUGGGUUGGGUGGGUGUUUUGGGGUGGGUGGUUUGGUUGGUUUGUGGGGUGGGGGUUGGGGUGUGGUUUUGGGGUUGUGGUGGGGUGGGGGGGUUUUGGGGGGGUUUGUUUUGGGGUGUUGUGUGGGGGGUGUGGGUGGGGUUUGGGGUUGGGGUGGGUGUUUUGUUGUGGUUGGGGUGGGGGGGUUGGUGGGGGGGUUGGGGGGUGUGGGGGGUUUGUUGGGGGUUGGUGUGGUUGUGUGGUGUGGUGUGGGGUGGUUGAUUGAUUGGUGGUGGUGUGGGGUGGGGGUGGGGUGGUUGGAUGGUUGGGUGUGGGGUUGGGUGGUGGGGGGUGUGGUUGGUUUUGGAGUUGUGGGGGGGUUGUUUUGGUGGGUGGGUGGGGGGUUGUGGGGGGGGAUGGGGGUGGGUGGUGGUUGUGUGGUUGGUGUGGUUGUGUGUGUGGUUGGUGUUGGGUGGGGUGGGGGUUUGGUGGGGUGUUGUGUGGGGGUGGGUGGGUGGUGUGGGGGUGGUGGUUGUGGUUGGGGUGGGGGUUGUGGUUUGGUUUGGGUGGGGUUUGGGGGGUGGGGUGGGUGUUGUGGUAGUUGUGUGGUGUGUUGGGUGGUGGUGUUGUUUGUUGUGGGGAGUUUGGUGGGGGUGGGGGUGUUGGGUGUUGGGGGGGGGAUUGUUGGGUGGGGGGGGUUUGUUUUUUGGGUGUGUUUUGUGGGGGGGUGUGGUGGGGUGUUGGGGUGGGUGGUUGUUGGUGGGGUGGGGGGGGUGUGGUGUUUGUUUUGUUUGUUUUGGUUUGUUGUGUGGGGGUUUGGGUUGGUGGUGUGUAAGAGGUUGUGUGGUGGUGUGUUGGGGGGGGGGGGGGUUUUGGGGGUGGUGGGUUGUUGGUUUUGGUGUGUAGGUUUGGUUUGGGGGGGGGUGUGGUGGGGUUUGGGGUUUUUGGGGGUGGUGUUAGUUGUGGGGUUGUUGUUUGGGUUGGGUGGUGGGGUUGUGUUGGGUGGUGGGUUUGGUGGUGUGUGUGGUGGUGGGGGGUGGUGGGGGUUUUGUGGUUGUUGGGUGGGUGUGGUGGGGGGUUGUGGGUGUGGUGGGGUUUGUGUGGUUUGGGGUUGUGGGGGGGGGUUGGUGGGGGGUGUUUUUUGUGGGGUGGGGGGGGGGGGGGGGGGGGGGGUGUUGGUGGGGGGUGGGUUGUGUUGGGUUUGUGGGGGGGUUGGGUGUGGGGGGGGGGGGGGUGGGGGGUUGGGGUGUGGGGGUGGUUGGGUGGUUGUUGUGGGUGGGUGGGUGGGUGGUGGGUGGUUGGUGUGGUUUGUGUGGGGUGGGGGUUUGUUAUUUUGUUUGUGGGGGGGUUGGUGGGUGGGGGGGGUGUGUGGGGGGGGGGAGUGUGUGGGGUUUGUGGUGUGGGGUGGGGGUGUGGGGGUGGUUGGGUGUGGGGGGGGGGGGGGGGGGGGGGGGUGGGGUAGUUGGUGUGGGUGGUUGGGUGUGUGGUUGGGGGGGGGUGGGGGGGGGGUGGGGGGUUGUGUUUGUGGGGUUGGGGGGUUGUUGGGGUGGGGGGUGGGGGGUGGGUGUUUGUGGUGUUGGGGGGGGUUGGGGGGGGGGGGGGGGUGUGUGUGGGUGGGUGGGGGUGUUGUGUUUUGGGUGUUUAGUGUGUGGGUGUGGGGGGUGUGUUUGGUUGGGGUUUGGGUUUUUUUGUGUGUUGGGGGGGUUGUGUUUUUUUUUUGUUGGGUGGGGGGUUUGGUUGUGGUUUGUUUUUGUUUGGGGGGUUGGUUGGGUUUGUGGUGGGUGUUUUGGUGUGUGGGUUUGGUGGUGGGGUUUGUGGGGGGUGGUGUGUGUGGUGGGUGGGGUGUUUGUGGUUGUUUAUGUUUUGGGGUGUGGUUUUUGUGUUUUGGUGGGGGGUGUGUGUUUGUUAUUUGGGUGUGGUUGGGGGGGGUGGUGGGGGGGGGGGGUUGGGGGGGGUUGGGGGGUGGGGGGUGGGGGUGGGGGUUGGUUGGGGUGUUGUUGGGUUGUUGGGGUGUGUGGGGGGGUGAUGGGAUGUUGGGUGGGGGGGGGGUGUGGUUGGGGGGUGGUUGGGGGGGUGGUUGUGGUGUGUGGGUGGAUGGGGGGGUUGUGUUGUUUGGUUGGUGGUUGUGUUGUGGGUUAUGUUUGAGUUUGUGUGGUUGGUGUUGUUGUGGUUGGGUGUUGUUAGUGUUGGGGGGGGGGUGGGUUGGUUUGGGGGGGUGGGGGUGGUGUGGAGGGGGUUUGGUGGGGUGGGGUGUGUGUUGUGGGGGGGGGUGGGGUGGGUGGUGGGGUGGGUUUGGGGGUUUUAGGUUGUGUUGGGUUGGGUGUUUGGGGUUUGUUUGGUUUGUUGUUGGGGGUAGGGUGGGUUUUUUUUGUUUUUGGGGUGUGGAGAGUGUGAGGGUGUGUGUGUGUGGUGUGUGUGUGUUUGUUGGGUGUGUGUGUGUGGGUGUGGUAUGUGUGGUUGUGUUUGGUGUGGUUUGUUGUUGUGUGUGUGUGGUUGUGUGUGGUUUGAGGUUGUGUGUGUGUGUGUGUGGUGUUGUUGGUGUUUUGUGGAGUGUGUGGUGUGUGGGUGUGUGUUGGUGUGUGUGGGUGUGUGUGGUUGUGAGGUGUGUGUGGGUGUGUGUGUGUGUUGUGGUGUUGUUGUUGUGUGAUGGUGUGUGUGGUUGGUGUGUGUGUGUGGUUGUGUGGUUUGGUUGGGUGUUGUUGUUUGUGGUUGUGGAUGGGGAUUUGUUUGUUUUUGGGUUUGGGUUGGGGUGUUGGGGGGUUUUGGUUGGUGGGGGUUUGGGUGGGGUGGGUGUGGGUGGGGUUGGGUGGUUGGUUGGGGGGUUGGGGGGGGGGGAGGUGGAGGGGGUGGUGUGUGGGGUGGGUGGUUUGUGUGGGGUGGUGUGGUGUUGGGGGUUGUUUGGGUGGGGGGAGUGGGUGGUGGGGGGUGGGGUUUGUGGGGGGUUGGGGGGGGUUGUGGGGGGGGUGUGGGGGGUGUGUGGGUUGGUGUGUUUAGUGGUGGGGGUAGUUGGUUGGGUUGGUAUUGAUGAUUGGGGGUAUUGGUAUUUGUGGGGUUGUUGGGGUGGGGUGUGGGGGGGGUAUGGGUGGUUGGGGUGGGGUUGGUUUGGGGUGUUGAUUUGGUUUGGGUGGUGGGGAUUGAGUGUGGGGUUUUGUUGGGUUUUGUGUGAUGGUGGGUGGAUUGGUGAGGGGGAUGGAUAUUUGGGGGGGGGGGUGGGGUUGGGUUGUGUGGGUGUGGGUGGGGGGGGGUGUUGGGUUGGGUGGGGUGGGUGGGGGGGGGGGUGGUGUUGUGUUUGUUUUGGUGUGUGGGGUUUGGGGGGGUUGUGUGGUUGGGGUGUUUGUGAUGGGGUGUGGGGUUUGAUUGGUUGGAUGGUGGUUUUGUGGAGGAUGGGGGUUUUGGGUGGUUGUGGUGUUUGUGUUGGUUUGUGUGGGGGGGGUGGUUGUGUUGGGUUUAUUGGUGUUGGGGGGUUGUGUGGGGUGGUGUUUGGGGGGGGGUUUGGGUGGUGUUUGGUAGUUGGGGGUUGUGGUGUGGGGUGUUUGGGUUUUGGGUGGUGGGGUGGGUGUGUGGUGUUUUGGUUUGGGGGGUGUGUGGGUGGUUGGUUGGGUGGUGUGAUGUGGGGGGGGGGGUUUUUGGGUGGUGGGGGGGGUGUUGUUGGGUUUUUUUGUGGUAGGUUGUGUGUGUGUUGGGGUGUGUUGUGUUGUUGUUGUGGUGGGGUGGGGGGGGUUGGGGUGGGUGUGGUUGUGGUGGGGGGUGGUGUUGUGUGGGGUGUUUGUUGGUUGGUUUGUUUGUGUUUGGGUUGUGGGGUUGGGGGUGGUGGGUUGUUUUGUGUGUUGGGGUGGUGGGGGGGGGUUUGUUGUGGUGAUGUGGGGGGUGUGGGUGUGGGUGGUGUGUAUGUGGUUUGUUUGUUGGGUGAGUGUUGUUGUGUUUUGUGGUUGGUUUUGGUUUGUUUGGGGGGGGGUGUGGGGGGGAGGGUUUGGGGGGGUUGGUGUGGGUGGGGGUGGGUGUGGGGGUGUGGGGUUGGGGGGUGGGUGGGGGGGGUUGUUGGUUUUUUGGUGUUGGGGUGGGGUUGGAGGAGUUGGUUUUGGGUAAUUGGUUGGGGUUGUAGGGUGUGGGGGGUGGAUUGGGGGGGGUGGGGGGGGUUGUGGGGGUGUUGUGGGGGGUGGGGUGUUGUGUGUUGGUUUGUGGUUGUUUUUGUUGGGGGGGUUUAUUUUUUUGUUUGUGGUGGGUGGUGUUUGGUUUGGGUUGGGUUGGGUGGAUUGUUUGUGAUUUGUUGA
Messenger RNA from Knipowitschia caucasica, 6078 nucleotides. NCBI's taxonomy places the organism in Eukaryota, Metazoa, Chordata, Actinopteri, Gobiiformes, Gobiidae. The record is from the annotation of a GenBank genome assembly.